AUGGUGUCUGUAGAAAGAAUCAACGACUAUCUCACCAAUGUACCAGCGGAGGACGAUGAAGGCAAAAGCGAGCCACCUUUGGAAUUUUCUGGAAGGAUUGAGCUCAAGAAAGUAUUUUUACGGUACAGCCGUUAUCUACCUUUGGCUCUGGAUGAUAUCAACGUCACCAUAGCUCCAGGAGAGAAAGUAGCAAUAAUUGGAAGAACCGGCAGUGGAAAAACGACUUUCAUGCAGGCACUGUUACGUACAAUCUCCAUCGAAUCUGGCCAAAUAAUGCUCGAUGGCCUCGAUGCAUCCACCAUAUCUCUAAAAAUGUUACGCAAGGUUUUCGGAGUUGUACCGCAACAUCCGUUUAUUUUCAGCGGCUCUUUAUAUGAAAAUCUUGCUGUUGGCUGUGAACAUGCUAGCGAGGAUCAAGUAGCCACAAUCGCGAGGAAUGCACACCUUGGUAGGAUUUGUCGGAUUUUGAAGGAGCGGUUAUCUUCAAAGCGGAUACAAUUGCUCUAGAA
Strongylus vulgaris is the source of this 509-nucleotide messenger RNA. Lineage: Eukaryota; Metazoa; Nematoda; Chromadorea; Rhabditida; Strongylidae. The record is from the annotation of a GenBank genome assembly.